CCGACCUCGACCCUCGCGCGCCGCCGGAACCGCGGCGCUCUGGGCGGCGCUACCGCGCGCGGGUGCGCCGUCGCCAUGGUAACCGCGGAACUCGGGGGCCUGGGGAGCGGUGUUUUUGGGAUUAAUGGAGCCAGAAGGACCUCCAGAAUCAGAGAGUUCAGAAAAAGCAUUUUUCUCACAGCAAGAAGACGAUGAAGAAGAAGAAGAUGAAGAAGAACCAAAAGAACCAGAGGAAACAGUCCCUCUUAAUCCCCUCUUACAACCUGCUCUCACAGGGGAUGUAGAAGGUUUGCAGACGAUUUUUGAGGAUCCUGAGAACCCUCAUCAUGAUCAGGCCAUGCAGCUACUCUUGGAAGAAGACAUCGUUGGGAGAAAUUUGUUGUAUGCUGCUUGCAUGGCUGGGCAAAGUGAUGUGAUUAAAGCUUUGGCAAAAUAUGGUGUGAAUCUGAAUGAAAAAACCACCAGAGGUUACACACUCUUACACUGUGCUGCAGCCUGGGGUCGUCUGGAAACUUUGAAAGCACUAGUGGAGUUGGACGUUGAUAUAGAAGCGCUGAAUUUCCGGGAAGAAAGAGCUCGAGAUGUUGCUGCUCGGUAUUCCCAGACGGAGUGUGUGGAAUUCCUGGACUGGGCAGAGGCAAGGCUGGCUCUGAAAAAAUAUAUUGCAAAGGUCUCUGGAGCUGUUACAGACACAGAAAAGGGACCAGGGAAGCUCUUUAAGGAAGACAAGAAUACCAUCCUCACUGCAUGCCGUGUAAAAAAUGAGUGGUUGGAAACCAAUCUGGAAGCUUCCAUUAACGAGAUUUUUGAACAGAAACAACAAUUGGAAGAUAUUGUGACUCCUAUCUUCACAAAAAUGGCAACACCACGUCAUGUGAAAAGUGGCAAAUCUGUAGCCUAAGCCAUGGUCAGAAAAGAAGUCAAGAUCAUACCUUCUACUGAACAUGUAUUUAAUAAAAGACCACACUUCCUUCUAGUAUUUAUAAAAGCAAACUUAAUACGCCAACCGAAGUUAAGAAAAUCGAUGUGGGGUUUUAUAAAAAGGUUUAAGUAUGAAAUUAAAUCACCCUUUUCAAAAUUUUACCCUAUUCAGCAUGCUUACAUCCAGACGCUCUGGCCUUGCCUCUGCCGCAAGUGCAGGACCGUGUGAGUCCCACAUGCUCUUUCCAGAGAGCAUGCGGGCAAAUCACUCGCCAAGGCUCUCUGCAAGCCCUCCCAUCUGCACAGAGAACCUAACAAUUUUCUGUGUAACUGAGGCAGGACAUUUCCAUUCAACUGAGGAAUUAUAUUAAAAAAAAAAAAAAGAUGUAUUAGGAAAAAUUCGUUCUUCCUUUCUCAAAAGGAAACUGUAGAACACCAUUCUAGAGCAAUGACUACUUUUCACAUCCAAAUUAAAAUUUACCUGUGAGGUGGCAUUUAGUCUGUUAGUGAAACCUCGUUUCUUUAACUUCCACCUCCUUGGUCACUCUCCCUCUCUCUCUCUCUUCACGCACGUGCGUGCAUGUGCGCGUGCGCGCGCGCACACACACACACACACACACACACACACACAUUUAGAUUUACCCUAAUCUGUAGGUUUGGCAAUAUAGAAAUUUUAGCAGGACUCCAUGGUAUCUUUCUUUCUGUUCUGUUUUCUAUUGUUUAGGUUUUAAGUAUCACUGCUGGUUUCAUGUUAGUGAUUUGGAAUGUCUUUUUUUCCCUAGUUUAUCUGAAAGCCCCUGAACCUCCCAUUAUUCUGAUUUUGUGGAAAACUUUUCUAGAAAGGACAUGUUUAAGAAAAAAACCCACAUUUAUUUGUUGUCCUUAUGACUUCCUUUUUUGUCCUUCCCUGAAAGCUGGUUUUUCCUUAUAGAGGGAAAGAGAAGAAAUAGGGAAUUUAGUCAUUCCUUGUCCGCUGACAUUUUCUCAACCAUGAUUUUUUGGUAACACUUUUAAAUUUGUGUCACAGAUUUUUAAGUUUUGAGAUCAUUUUUAUGCAUGAGCACUUGAGUUUCAGUUGCUUUAAGCAAAAGAACAGGGCAGUAACUGUCACUCCCCUCUGGUAGGCCCAGUGGUGUUUUGGGAGCCCUACAGGUGGUUCUGUGUUCGCUCCAUCCUUCUCCUGCUGUGAGAAGUCCAUUACCUUUAAGCACUGCAGCAAUUUGGGACAAGGCUAGUUGCCAUUUUUACUGUUUCUGCUCUGACUCUCUGUUUUCUGAGCCUUGCUCUUGAAUAUGACAUGACUUCCCAGGCAUGUGGUCCCGGUAAUUAGGGUGGAUUCCUGAAUCUCACUUCAGAGAUUCCUAGGUGAGACUGAGGCACUUAUGGAGAUUUUGGUACAAAAUAAACCCUUCUCUUUUUUAUCUUUCAGUCCUUAUCUUCAAACUUCCUAAAACUUGUAAUGUAUAUAAUCAUGCUGUCUUUUGGAAUUCUUUGAUUGGCACCUUUAUGUCAUUAUGGUUCCUUUACUUCUUCUUUUUUUAAUUAUUUAUUUAUGAGAGAGAGAGCGAGCGCACAAGCACGGGUUGGGGGAGGGGCAGAGGGAGAGGGAGAAGCAGGCUCUUCACUGAGCAGGGAGCCUGAUGUGGGGCUCAAUCCCAGGACACUGGGAUCGUGACCUGAGCCAUCAGCAGACACUUAACUGACUGAACCACCCAGGUGCUCUUGGUUCCUUUACUUUUUUUUCUUUUUUAAAGAUUUUAUUUAUUUAUUUGACAGAGAGAGAUCGCAAGUAGGCAGAGAGGCAGGCAGAGGGAGAGGGGGAAGCAGGCUCCCUGCUGAGCUGAGAGCUGGAUGUGGGGCUUGAUCCCAGGACCCCGACACCAUGACCCGAGCCAAAGGCAGAGGCUUAACCCACUGAGCCACCCAGGCACCCCAGUUCCUUUUCUUUUUUAACAAUCUCCUUUUCUAACACCUUCACUAGUUUCUGCAGUCUGAAUGUGCUUGUAUCCCCCAAAAUUCAUAUGUUAAGAGCUAAUCCUAAUGUGAUGGUGUGAGGAGGUGGGGCCUUUUGAAGGUCUUGUCUUAUGAAAGAGACCUUCAAACAGUUCACUUGCCCCAUGCACCAUGCAAGGUUAUAGUGAGAAGAUAUGUGUCAAGGAGAUGGGCUCUCCCCAGACAGUGCAUCUUCUGGCACCAAUGAUCUUGGACUUCCCAGCUUCCAGAACUGUAAGAAAUAAAUGUUUGUUGUUUAUAAAGUAUCCAAUUGAUGGUCUUUCGUUAUAGUAGCUUGAACCAAGAUGCCAGCUCCUGUUCUUCAUCUUGCCUCCAGCAACGGAAACUUCUCGAAAGUCACCCCUAGCUUACAAUUUUAUAUGCCAGGUAUACCUCAAUAAAGCUGUAAAAAGGAAAACAACAACAACAACAACCCACAAUUCUGACCCUUGGCAAAGAAGUCUGUAACUCUCCACCCCAUGGCCUUCUCUGUUCCCAGUGUUAGGUUCCCUCCUCCUUUGGGGCACCCAUAGUGCUAAUAGCUACAUAUAUAUUCUAUUUAAUCGUUCACGUUUGCCUCCCCACAUGAAUUAUGAGCUUUUUGAGGGUAGGGGUUUUGUCAUGUUUUUCUUCAUACCUUAAGCGCCUGUAAGAUAGUAAGUUAAUAAAUAACAGUUGAAUAAAUUCUCUUUUGGUGCUACCUUAUUCCUGGAGCUCACUAGUCUUCCUUCAUUUAUAGAACUUAUUCACCUUUUCUAAAAAUGACUCCUGAACCCUCCUCUGCAUAUCUUGUUUGUGCCAGUGCCCCAUUUCUACUCCCACUCUCCCAGUAGACUAGCCGCAUGUACACACAGCAUCAUGACUAUGUAUCUAGUUUUCCCCGUAACUUUCUAUUUUCUGACCUUUACUUUGGAUUCCACAUGACUUUGUAGUCAUGUGAACCUGGUGAUUACUAAGGGAUUCCUGGAUCUCACUUCAAAGGUUCCACUGAUGUGAGGAUCUGAGUUUUGAGAGCUAUAGUACUUCUCGUGAUCUGUCAUUGCAUUGAAUUCAUGGGAGAGUUAAAAUACCCUUGUGUUUUGAGUUUGAACUGUUACAGGUAGCUGCAGAUGUUUUCUGAACACCCACAGACUAAUUUCAGUGUGCAUACUAGUAAAUUAAAUCACAUUAUUUGAGAAGUGGUCAAGCAAAGGCUAAAUUCAGUGCUGUGAUAAACUCUAGACAGUGGUUUCUAAAGACUUCUGUAUUUUCACUGGGAAAAAAUGUGAAAAAAUGGAGGACAUUGAAAUGACAUCACUAAGAAAACAACUACUAUCUGCUAUCACUAUUACUUAAUAAGAGACAUUUUAACAUCAGAAAAGAAGCAAAGGUAUGAUUCAUUGUAAGGCUCUGCCCUUUAAAUUGAAUAAAUUAAGCUUAAUUAUGGACUUAUAUAUUUUUCUCAUUUUGCCAUGUAUGCUGGAACUUUUAUCAUGAAUCACCACUGGUUUAUGGUCCAGCCUUUGAGAACAACUGUCUAGACUGAGCUGAACCAGGCAGAAUGCUAUUUAGAUUAACAUGAUGCCCCGAGUUAUGAUGCCCCGAGUUGUAAAGAACUGACAAUAUAUUGACACUUGAUUUGUGAUACAUUGUAUUCUCCAAGUUGGCCACAUCUCCUGCCCCACAUGUUCUUCUUACAAUGUGAUCUUGACCUUCCUCAUGCAGAGAGGUGGGUCUCUGUUUUCUCCUCUUUAAUCUGAGCAGGACUGUGAUUAUAGUGGAAGUAAUACUAUGUGAUUUCCAUAGAUCAUAAAAAGGGAUUCAGUCUCCAGUUAGUUCUUUUGAGAUGCCCAGUCUUGGGCACCAGUCUGUAUGGAAGGACCUAUGUGGACAGAAACUGAGGCCCCAACCCAAAGCCCUGUCUGAGCUCCAGCUAGCAGUUCCCGCCAACCUGCCAGCCACAGGAGUGAGCCAUCUUGGAAGUGGAUCCUCCAAUCAAGCCACCACAGCCAGUGCUAUAUGGAGCCAAGAGAAGCCUUCUCUGUUGAGUCCUGUCAAAAUUGUAGAUUUCAGCUAAAUAAAUGAUUGUUGUUGUUUUAA
Molecule: messenger RNA, 4992 nt
Organism: Mustela lutreola (European mink)
Lineage: Eukaryota; Metazoa; Chordata; Mammalia; Carnivora; Mustelidae
Gene: ANKRD45
Product: ankyrin repeat domain 45
Exons: 6
Coding region: 125-901 (258 amino acids)
Molecular function (GO): protein binding
Source: RefSeq, a predicted model, not a curated record